This is a messenger RNA of Helicoverpa zea (corn earworm), 1812 nucleotides long. RefSeq names its product dynein intermediate chain 3, ciliary-like. Gene Ontology annotation, biological process: outer dynein arm assembly; cilium movement. Gene Ontology annotation, molecular function: dynein light chain binding; dynein heavy chain binding. The transcript has a single exon. Gene Ontology annotation, cellular component: outer dynein arm. The record is from RefSeq and is a predicted model, not a curated record. NCBI's taxonomy places the organism in Eukaryota, Metazoa, Arthropoda, Insecta, Lepidoptera, Noctuidae. The coding region runs from base 1 to 1728 and encodes 575 amino acids.
AUGGCUUCCUACGUAAAGUGGACCUAUGAGUACACCAAGCUUCGGCGAAACUUUGGAAAACAACCUCUUUUCCAAAUGGUACCAGCCCGCAUGUUAGACUCUAUAAGUCCUAUCAAAGAUGAUCAAAAGCAAUACAUUCUGCGGAACCCCGUGCACCGCGAAGUUCAGGCAACAAGCUCUGCUUCAGAAAACGAAACUAACACUGCACUGAUAAUAAGACAUGAUCAAAUGAUCGACCACACUGAAGGUGGCUGGCCACGGGAAGUCAACCCUUACAACGAGGAUCAUGUUCAACGCCAUCGUCGCAGAAUUAUGCACGAAGACAAUUAUAUCAAAUCCGUGCAAAAUUUGUCAAAUUCUUUAUUUCACUACGUAGACCAAAACAAUGCCAUUGAAAUGUAUGAAACCUAUUAUGCUACAAUGGCCGAGCAAGAUCCUGUUGAAAAGUGUAGUGUCCGAAUUGCAAAUGUCUUCCGUGAUGAACAUCAGAGACCAGUAUCAUGUGUCAAAUGGACUAAUGAAAAAAACGCUAAACUGGCAGUUGCGUACUGCGUCAAAACAUGUAUGCUGGAACCAAAACUAAACCUAAUAACCGAUUGUUAUAUAUGGGAUGUGCACAGACAAACAGAACCAGUGUACGCAUUACGACCUGAUUACCCGUGUUGGCAACUAGCGUGUUCACCCUCAACUCCUGAAUUGUUGAUAUGCGGACUUGAAAAAGGUAUUGUUAGUGUAUUUGACGUGCGUGUCGGCAAAGAUGCUGUGUCAUCGAGUUCAGUAUAUAAUUCCCAUCGCGAAGGAAUAACAUCAAUACUUUACAUUCAGUCUCGCACAUACUCUGAAUUCUUUACUGGGUCUUCGGAUGGAGAAUGUUUGUGGUGGGACUUGCGAAACCUUAAAUAUCCUCAAGAGCGGUUACCGAUCUCAGUGAGGUUUGCACCGAAUGAAGUUCCAAAUUUAAAUAAUGCUGAAGGGGUUAGUACUUUGGAGUUUGAUAAAGGCUUGCCUACUAAGUUUCUCUGUGGAACGGAAACUGGAUUAGUAAUUAACGCCAAUCGCAUGGGAAGAACUCAUUCUGACAUUUUAUCUUCGUUUUGGUAUGCUCAUGAUGGAUCAGUACAAACAGUGGAAAGGAGUCCUUGUACCUUUAGAAUGUUUCUUACGUGUGGUGAUUAUACUGUUAAAAUAUGGAGUGAAGAAGUUCGUACCGCACCCAUCAUCGUAACAAGGCCGUAUAGGAAUCUCGUGUAUGAUGCUGCUUGGGCUCCUUUGAGGUUCUCCUCUUACAUGUCGAUAUGUGGAGCGGGAAAGUUCUAUUAUUGGGACUUACUGCGUAAACACAAGCAGCCAGUCUUGACUUUACAAGUAUCAAAGUCUGGACUUACAAAAAUUACUCCACAUUCAAAAGGCAAAUCAGUCGCUAUUGGUGACUGCAAUGGAGCAUUGUAUCUGUUACAAUUAUCUGAAAAUAUGGCUAUACCGGGAAAUCGUGACAAGUUACUGAUGGGGCAAAUUUACGAGCGUGAGACUAGACGAGAACAUAUCUUAGACAAUCGUCUCAAAGAAAUUCGAUUGAAAGCACGCGCUGAAGAAGAAGCGGCUUUAAAUGAACCACCAGAGGAUGUAGUUGAUGAGGAAGAGUUAGACCGUGAAACCGAAGAUGAGUAUUUUAGAAUAGUUCAAGAAGAAUUGAAACAAAUGGACAUUAUGCCUGACCAAACUGAAUAACUAUUAUAAUUAAAGAUCUCUAUAAACUGGAAUUAUAUGAUGGAAGACACCAGGUGUCCAUAUUAUCUGUUUAUGCGUAUUGAC